AUGGAACCUAUCGGCCGUGAAGUACAUCUUAUUAAAAGUGCUAUUUUGGAGCCUCGUUUUGGUUCUGUGAACAUGGAAACCUUUGGUAUCUUAUUUGAUAGACAACUGAGUUACUGGUUAGUAGCGUUAAAUUUUCAUGAUAUCAUCAUUCGUGUCUGGGAAAUUGUCUUGGAUUUCCCUAUUGUCCAUUUUCUGCUGGACAUUGAUCACCAUCUUAAUUUUGGCGGUAAGAGAUCUUGUUCGUUUUCGCGCAUCUUCGUAGUGUUGGGCUUGAAAAUGACUGCACCUAAUUUACCUAAUGGUGCUUUCAGACCAGCUCCAUCAUUAGUCAGUGCUCCUCGUAAUGCAUUUAACACCUAUCAUUCAAAUACACAAUCGAGAGGUGCUAAUUUGGUGGUGAAGUCGGCCGUCAGUGGUUCAUCGUCGAAUUUCUCCUUGGUGACUACGAGUAACAUUUCACAGUCGAAUGUCAAUAAUUUCGCCAACUACCCAGCAUUCAGUAGUAUCUUUCAAACACUUUUACGUGGUUCAAAUACUUCUCAAGUGCCUAUCGCCCCUGCAAACGUAUCUGGUUAUGUGAAUGCAGUGGCAGGACCAAAUGGAAAUUUAUUUACGGGGUUUCGACCCGCUCAGUUAUCGUAUCAGUCGAAUAUAAACAUUAGUGCUCCUGCAUGUAUCCCAACAGGACCUACUCAUGUCACGGUGAGCUCAGUUACGUUGAAUUCAGUAAACUGCAGUUCACGUAAUAAUAUCAGUGCUGCACCAAAAGUAGCAAUCACUCAUUCUUACACACCAACCAAUAGCCGAAGAUCUGUUGCAUCUUCUGUAGAAUCACUAUUUGUAUCGACUAAUCUUAUGGCAGUAUCUGAUUCAACAACUAAUGGGAUGCGGAAAUUGGGUGCUAUGGCUUUCCUUCGAUGGGCAGCAGUGUGUACACGAUGCUUUAGAAAAGAAAGACUAUCUGUAUGGCCUAGAUGCAAAGCUGAUACAGAUGCAUUGCAUGAAAUGAACUGGGUUAUAGCUCCACCUGGUCUUUUGGGCAUCUAUUCAGAGUCCCCCUUUUUACGACCCGUAGUUUUACUACGUCGUGUUCAGUUUGCAGCUCCUGGAAAUGUAAAUCCAAAUGUUCUUGAUACUGAUAACAUGGUUCGUAGUCUUCGUGAAAUGGCUGAUUCUAGGAUUACAAAAUAUCCAGGUUUCGCUCCACAUUUUCCUCCAUCUGCAGCUUCUGUCGGAUUCACAACUGAUUACAUGACUUAUAUAUUCACCUUAGAAUUGGAGCGCCAAGUCAUCAAAUUGCUUCAUCGUCCUAAGAUUGGUGGGCAUUCAGAAUGGCGAGUUGUACUCAGACUUGGUUGGGCUACAACUGAUUUCUAUGUUCCAGAUUAUUCAUCCGGUGUAACAAGCCAUCGUGCUCUUGCUUUAGAAUCAUUACCUCGUUGCCUUUCUGUUCGUGUCGCUGGUCGAUCUGUACCCUUACCCGAUCCUAUUUUUCAUGGUGGUCAGGCUCAACGUCUUGGUAAGCGCCUUCGUUUGUCAAUCGAUAUAACAGAUAAAGUGCUCCUGAAAUGUAAUUCUACAGCAAGAAACAGGGUUGUCGAUAUUGAAUUAACCUGGUUGCAUGUGCCAUUAGAAGACCAGUCGGCAGAACUUUUAAACAUUGUUGCUGAUGGACUUAUUUCUCCAUUGUUAUGUCAUUUAGUUGGAUUACCUUUAGUUCAAGUUACACUUGAUCGUGCUUACACUGUUUCUGAUCUUCGAAACACUUUUAAUUUAGACAAUUCAGAACCCUAUAAAACUUUCGUCAAUGGACCACUUUUAGAUCCUGUAGAAUUUCCACCGUUAACAACAAACUCAGACGAUUCUGGACCUUUGGAAUAUCAUGGAGUUUUUGGAGUGUAUGACAAAUGUUUACCUCCAUGUCGCUCACUUCCUGUAGCCAAUACAAAGGAUGAACUAAAGUCUCGUUUCAAAAAGACGUGUAAUGAUAAUGAUUUGAGUAUUUGUGAUGGUGAUGUUGAAGUUGCUGACUACAUCCCUAUAUGCUUAUUGUGUCCACUUACUCGAACAAGAAUUGAUAUUCCUGUAAGAUCAUUCAAGUGCUCACAUCUUCAGUGUUUUGAUUUACAUUCCUAUUUAUCAAUCAAUAUGCGUCGUCCUCGUUGGACCUGUCCUAUUUGUAGUAUUCCGGCACCAUUUCGAGACUUAAGAGUAGACGAAUUAUUUAUAAGUAUAUUGAAGAAUCCUCGUAGCGCUGAUGCUGAAUUCGUUCAGCUGGAUGCAAAUGGUUCUUGGCAUUUGAAUAAUAUUUGUGAUUCAGGAGAAGCUGAAACAGAUAAGUUAUUCGUAGAGCCCAAACAUACUGAUGCUGAUACUAACUUAACGUUUGAAAAAGGCUGUAAAGCAGAAGGAGAAGCAUCUCUCGACAUGUUAAAAGAAUCUGAAAAUGGUGCUAAUAUGCAUACUGUGCAAGUGGACAAAAAAGAGCAGUCGACUACGAACACUUUUGUCAAUCGUGGCAGUGAGACUGGUGACGGAAAUAGUCAUUUAGAACCUGAAGUGAUUAUAUUGAGCGACGAUGAAGAUGAAGAAAAAGAUGAAAGAGAUGAUGAUGGUGGUUGUGAUGGCCACUCCUUAGAGAAAGAUGAAGACGAAACUAUGAAAGUUGGUGAUAAGUCAAUGGUUUGUGAUAAACAUAAAAGAAAUGUGGGCCUUGCUUCUUCAUGUUCAAAUGAAAUGGGCACUACUACAAAAACGGCUUCAACUCUACCUUCAAGACCAAUGACAUUGGAAAUUGAUUUAACAAACGAAGAUUCAGAUUCAUCACAUUGUGGUGAAUCUAAUGGUAUAAUAUUAGAAUCAUCAAGCAAUGGAAAUCAUAUUGUAUUACAAAAUGAAAAAGUUAUACACUCAGAUUUAUCAUCUGACUUUGUUCGUACUCGAGAUGCAAUUCGACUUGGCAAUAGAGAUCCAUUAAUUGUGAUUAGCCCUUUACCAUCGAUUAGUAUUGCUAACGCAUUGUCUGGUUCAAUUAUAGAUGACAAGUUGAAUUCACAUCUUAUAAAUGAAUUUACUUCUAUGCGAAAUGAAUUGACUUUAUAUCCUAAACGAUUAUCAGAUGUUGAUAGUGAUUGGCCUUUAGAAUUUGCACAGAAUAUGACAAAAUCCACUAAAACCUCAAAUAACAUAAAUAACAAUAAAUACAAUACAAAUCAUAAUAAAUCAGCAAUUUAUCAACGAUUUCUAGAAUUAACUGCACACAGAGUGAAUCAGACAAUGAUUAAACAAAAUUCACAUAAUUUAUCAACUGAAAAUGAUAGAUUAACAAAUAAUUCAUUAUCCUAUGCAUACAAUAGUGGAUCAAAGAGAAAAGGUUAUUUAACGAAAUUAAACAACAAAAAAACUGAUAAUAGGUCACAACCAUCUAAAAAAGUUAUAGUAUCGGAUUCUGAAGAUGAAUCCUUAGAUACACCUGGUUCUGUCCCGAGUACAUCCUCAACAAGUCGGCGGAACCCCCAAUUAAUGAAAAUGCAACAAGCGGCUGCACUGGCUCGUCUGAUGCAGGAGCGGUCUCGUCGUAUUAGAAGCAUAUCUGAAGCAUCUAAUGAACUGAAUGAAAAGGCAGUUGGAAAUCUCCCAUCAACAAGUGGUGCCAUUAGCAGAACAACAUCCAGACAGACUGCUGUUAAUGCUAACUCGAAGAAAAGACGUACUACUCGUAAGCGGCAACGACAACAACGUUCUAAUGUAUCUGACGAUAGUGAGACUUCUAGUCAAUCCUUCUAUACUUCAGAAAUGUCUUGUGUCUCCGCAUCAGAACCGUCAAGCGAAUCUGUUUUUAGCAAUUCAUCCUCACGGUGCACUGAAGAGGAUGAUGAUGAUGUGUCAGUCGACUCCUUCUCAUCCAAUGACCGUUGGUCUCCCUCGCAAGAUGUUUGUUUCGGUAGGAAAAAACAACCGAAACGUAAACCUGCAAGAGUACGUCGAUGA
Heterobilharzia americana is the source of this 3990-nucleotide messenger RNA. NCBI's taxonomy places the organism in Eukaryota, Metazoa, Platyhelminthes, Trematoda, Strigeidida, Schistosomatidae. The record is from the annotation of a GenBank genome assembly.